Messenger RNA from Arabidopsis thaliana (thale cress), 927 nucleotides. RefSeq names its product alpha/beta-Hydrolases superfamily protein. Lineage: Eukaryota; Viridiplantae; Streptophyta; Magnoliopsida; Brassicales; Brassicaceae. The transcript has 7 exons. Bases 253 to 927 code for a protein of 224 amino acids. The record is from RefSeq and is marked reviewed.
GUUGACGAAAUUCACCGGCACUGUGACCUCAUCGGAUUCGGAAAGGCUUGGGUUUGUGGAAUCUGGAUCGGGUUCGGCUGAUGAAGUGGUGGUUAGGCUUUUGUCGAUGAUGUCAUUUCCCGGCGUUGAAGAAGCGACGGAGAGAGCCAACGUGAACAAAAGAACGGUGACGGUAACGGUAACGGUAACGGUAGCGGUGGGGGAGGCCAUUGUUUUGGGAAGAAGGAAAUCUGAAUUGUCAAAGGUUUCUCGAUGGCUUCACGGAGGAAAAGAAGAAAGGUGAAUGAAGAAUCAGAGAUUCCAUGUUCGCCGGUCGUUAUAUUCGCGCACGGUGCCGGUGCUCCCUCUUCUUCCGACUGGAUGAUUAGAUGGAAGGAAAUGUUAAAGAAGACAUUAGAAGCUGUUGAAGUGGUCACAUUUGACUAUCCUUAUCUUGCUGACGGGAAAAAAAGAGUAGCUCCGAAAGCGGAGAAAUUGAUAGAGUUUCAUUUGAAUGUUGUUAAAGAAACUGCUGCUAAAUUCCCUGGUCAUCCUUUGAUAUUAGUUGGCAAAUCAAUGGGUUCUAGAGUAAGCUGUAUGGUUUCAGCUGUGAAUGAAGAUGUUACAGUUUCAGCUGUGAUAUGUUUAGGAUAUCCACUUAAGGGCGCGAAAGGUGCGAUAAGAGACGAGACUCUACUGGAAAUGGGAGUCCCUGUGAUGUUUGUGCAGGGAAGCAAAGAUCCGAUGUGUCCUCUGAAUAAGCUUGAAGCUGUUUGUAAUAAAAUGAAAGCUGUGACUGAGGUUCAUGUGAUUGAUGGUGGAGAUCACUCCUUCAAGAUUGGGAAGAAACACCUUGAAACAAAGGAGUUAACACAAGAGGAAGUCGAAGAUGUCGCUAUGAAAGCAAUAGCCGCUUUUGUCUCCAAAUCUCUUGCUCAAAGCUCAUAA